AAAUUAAUGACAAAAUUUUAGAUGAGGUAGAAGCAGAGAAUAGUGAAUUUUUAGUUAUUACAGAAACUCAAUUACAAAAAUAUCAACAACUUUUUAAAAAAACUGAAAUUAUUGAAGGUGAUAAUUUAGAUGAUAUUGAAAUAGAACUCUUGGACGAAGAAAUCAAACAAAAUAACAAAGAAUGUUUCAAAAAAAAUAUAAUUAAAACAUCAUGUUAUCAAAAUAAUUGUCUAAAAGAUAAAAUUGAUAUUGAAAGAGCUUUUUUGAGAAAUUCAAAUUUUGAAAGUUUAUCAAAAAGUAAUCAAGAUUCUUUUUUAAUGGGCUAUCUUGUCAGUAGUUCAGGAUCACAACAUGUAACA
Funneliformis geosporum is the source of this 359-nucleotide messenger RNA. The record is from the annotation of a GenBank genome assembly. Lineage: Eukaryota; Fungi; Glomeromycota; Glomeromycetes; Glomerales; Glomeraceae.